AGGAAAAUCAACGAACAAAAAAGUUGGAAUAUUUGACUCGCGCACCCGCGUUUCACUGCCCCUCCCUUCUCUCCCCCUUGUUCAUAUUGCUCUCUCUCUCUCUCUUCGGUUCUUCUCUCCAAGUCUCGUCGCUCUCUUUCGUCCCACCGGGCGCGUCAUAUCCACCACCAAUAAGUCCCGUUUUCUCUACGGAGGACCGUCUCCUCAAGUCUCGGAUGGGAAUACACCAGUGACCAAACAUCCCAUCCUCCCUCCUAUACCUUUUCUUUUUCCUCUGUCUCUUGAGCCGACAGCGACGGUUAAGCCUCAAACCCUUGAAAGCACCGUCGAUCUCAACAGACUCUAGACAAAUCGGUACCCAGCCACAGAGCACCACUUCUCUGACCGUACAUCAAACUGCAUACGGAUAUUCUCCGAUCUCUCUGCGGAUCCGGAUCCUCUUUUCUCUCACUCAACACCGCGUCGCGCACCCAAUUGCGCCGACUGCUGUCCGCCUCACCGAGUCCAUCAUAAAAUCCACCGGCCAUCACCCUCACCAUUCCACACCCCCAAAAGCAAGAGAAGGGGCCAUACGGAGUACUACCAUCAUCCCCCCGUCGCGCGUCAGUGCCCAAAGGCUCCAAGCUCAAGGUUCAACUGGACACCAGUCCCACGGCGCGACGCAAGGUCCCCCCCUAAAAAACCAUACUACCUACAUUGAAAGAACCAAAGGGAGAGCGCCACAACCCGAUGCUCAUUUUAGAAUCGGUAUUCAAUAGCACCAGUUUCGCACGACAACUGCGCAACUUCUUCGACUCCUCCCCCGCCAAUAUGCAUCUCCCCAGCAGCGCCCCGACAGCCUCGUCAAUGUCCUCGCCCGAGCCCAUUCACGCGACGCCCCCGACUUCGAGUCCUAUUCCUGCCAUGCCCUCCCCCGCCAAACGCAAAAGAAGACUUCGUGUCUUCAGGCCAGACGAAGGGUCCCUCUACGACCAGAUGUGGGAUCAUGCUGGACUCUCCCUCUUCGUUCGUCCCAUCUGCUGGACUGAGCUGCACGUUCAACUCCUCGAUGCCAAGUUCGUCGAGCUUCCUCCAUGCGACACGCCAGUCCCUCCUCCUUCACCACGCGGCGCCCCCGUCUCCCCGUCGAAAUGUCACAUGAAGCCCUCAGUUGCGGCCUCAACACUUAGCAGAGAACUUACGGCCAUGCUCGCGCCCGGCUCCACGAGAACCUUUUAUACAAAUUCCGUCCGCACAAUCAUGUCCACCCUCUAUCCGGGGAAGCUGUCACGCGCCCGAACACAGCUUGAUUUGCACCUCUAUUUUGGCGGUCUAGUGUAUCGCGAUGCCUGUCGCGUACAGGUUGCUUGGGAUGCGAUGCCCUCGCGCAGCGGCUCGAUCGCCUCGUUUGAAUCCGCGUCAACGCGCCCAGCCGAUUCCUUUACUGCUGUGCCGACGGGUUCUAAUGGUAGCGCAAGCAACCUGAGCGGCGAACAGACUGCUUACGCUCAGUCGCAGCCUGUCCUCGCUUACGUUGGCAAGAUGCAGAUCGCGGCGACACGAAAGAACAUGUACCGCGUGAUUCAAGGACCUAACAGAUCGUACAACGGGCCGGUCGAACGUCUACAACAGUUGCGCUCCAAAAUGUUCGUUCCCAGCAACCCGACGCACGACCCGUUGCUUGUGGGCAUCAUGUUGGCCAUGGCGCAGAGAAGGUUUUACGGCGAACCAAGGCCGUCAGCGAAUAAGUGGGUUCCCUCACGGCCCAUGGCUAUCGGACUAGGAGAGCCUGAAUUUUACGAUGUGGCGGUACAGCUACUCACAAAUGACAAUGAGACAUCCGAGUUCAUCGUUUACAAGGCCACGGUCACGGCAGAUCUACUUCGCAAGUUCCACGAGCCAACCAAGAAUCCCCGUAAAGGCGCCGAAAAGACACUUGCCGAGAGAAUCGGUGAGGUUGCAUCCGAGGGUGGCAUGCGCAUCGAGUACACAAGAGUGCCUGUCUGGCCGAUCCUCGGACUCAAGGAAAGAUUGGGCAAGGCGCUUGGCAAGGACGUCGUGGGAGAGUUCGAUGAGGACAACAUUGAGACAUGGGAGGAGGAAGCGGAGCGAAAUCCCGACAAGCUCAAGCGACGAAGAGAUCGCGAGGCCCUAGUCGAAGUGUUUAACGGCAGCUUCGAAGAAGAGGCUCCAGCCGACGGUAUGCCUCUCAGUGGGAAACGAAGAUGUUUAGUUGACGAGGAAAGCGGGCAGGUGGGCAUGGUCGUCUGAUGGAAGUUCACUGCCCUUGAUCAUUGCAUAACGAAGCCACGAGGCGUUUUUAAGAGAAGCAUUCAUCGCAUUUCUCCGAGGUCGCUACGGAUGCGGCCGCGGUAUGGGAACCAGGGAUUUACUUCUGUUCAUCGAGUAAAUGGAGUUGUGGGAUCAGCGGAGAGAAUCAUGACUGAUUCUCGACCCGGAUAGACGAGACGCAUUUUGAACCCGGCAACGGUCAGAAGCACAAGAGUGUUUGAUAUUUUUUCCCCCUCCGAGAGAUCCAAGUAAGAAGGGACACGUUUGCGAUUUUUCCCGAACGGCUGCAUGGGUUGUUGAGGCAUUCAGAUGGAAGACUUACGUUAGAUUCCCCGACACAAGCGAA
Molecule: messenger RNA, 2617 nt
Organism: Colletotrichum scovillei
Lineage: Eukaryota; Fungi; Ascomycota; Sordariomycetes; Glomerellales; Glomerellaceae
Exons: 2
Coding region: 730-2250 (506 amino acids)
Source: RefSeq, a predicted model, not a curated record